UUGUUUUUUUUUUUUUUUUCAUUAGCAUAUAGUGUUUUGUGAUUGCAUGAGUGAUAUCGAUCAGCCUGAUACGUGCCAAAAAGGCACGAAAAAUUUUGUAAAGAAACAGAAAGUUGGGCAAGAACAUACGUCUUCAUUUUUGUAAGUUGUGAAGGCAAGGUCUGUGGGCCCACAUGAAAAGAAAAAAAAAAAAGCUGUAUGAGAUUAGUGAGUAAACAUGGGGGAUGGAGGACUGCUCUCACUCUCGUGGAAUAACCACAAGGCCACCUUCUGCCACAUUCUGUCAACUCUCCGGGAAAAGGAAAGAUACACAGAUGUGACGUUAGCGUGCGAAGGCAAGUUUUAUCCGGUACACAAACUGGUGCUAUCAACAUGUAGUGAAUACUUUGAGAGCAUGUUUGAGCACACCCCAUGUAAACACCCUAUCAUAGUGCUGAAAGAUCUAAAGAGUGAUGAGGUGGAGAGUCUCCUGAGCUACAUGUACGCUGGUGUGGUCAAUGUGGCUCAGAAUGACUUGGCCCGGCUGAUCAAGGCUGCUGAGCUUCUCAAGGUGAAGGGGCUGGCAGUACCUGACGAACCUCCCCAGGAAGUAGAGAACAGAAAGAACUCUCCCCCACGGAGCUCACGGGACGACCGCUCCAGCCCGCACCCCAAGAGGAGGAGAAGAGAUGACAGUGAUGGGGUGGCCGGGGAGCAGCAUGGCACCAACGCCAGCCCGCCCGCCUCCCCGAGAACCUCCCCCUACCACGCUGCCUCUGAGUUCCACCAGGAUAACUCAAGGACACACAAUGAGGGGCAUGUUAGUGAACACAGAACUGAGAAAAGCAUAGACAGAUUAGAGCAUGAUGUGAGAAGUGAUGCGAAGUCUACUGGUGACCUGAAUCCUGACCAACACAACCCUGCCAAGCCAUGCUCUCCACUACAGGUAAUGUUAGAAGAAACACUAGUCAAAGAGGAGAUAAUGGAUCACCUUCCUGAGGACAAAGAUAGCUUAAUGGGCUCUGGGAUGGACUACGGUUCCAUGACAUCUGAUGGUAGGCUAGAGAACUCCAGUAGUGAUGGAGGCACCCAAGAACACCAGCUGCUGAGUGCCAAGUAUGAGCAGCAGUCCCUCGCUCCCUCCCAGACACACCACCUGCCUGAAGCCGUUGUGGAGGCGCUGGCUGGGCCGUCUGGUAUGCAAGGGUGGCUGGGCGGUGGUGGUGACAUGAGCGGUACAUUCUCUGGCGUGGACAGUUAUGGUGGUGACAGCCGGCACCAGGACCUGCGGCAGCCUCUCCCCACACAGCAGCCUCAGGCACACCAAAUGGUAGGACCAGAGAGCAACGAUCAGAUGAGUGAUGAUGAACAGGGCGUCCGUGCUGCCCGCCCAAGACGUCGUGCCCCAUCCACCGACAAAAAGCACAAGUGUCUCUAUUGCUCUUAUAACACUAUUUACAUCACUAACUAUAAGAACCACCUCCGCACUCACACUGGGGAGAAGCCAUUUUCCUGUAACUACUGUGUGUACAAGACCACCACCAAAAAGACACUAGUGGAGCACAUCCGGACACACACGGGGGAAAAGCCAUACUCCUGCAACAUGUGCAGCUAUGGAGCAACCACCAAGCAAGGCCUCAACCGCCAUAUGCUGAUUCACACGGGAGAAAAGCCCUUUGCCUGUAAAUUUUGUCCGUACAGAGCAAGAGAGAAGAGUGCUUUGAGGAACCACAUGCUGGCAAUCCACACCCUGAAGCAGUAGUCAUGUUUGGCUGGCCUGCACAGAAGAGGCAGAGAGAGGAAAGGAAAUUGCUGGUUGUUCAAAUGAUUCCCUCAGUUUUAUGCAUUAUUUUACAAGGAAAUUAUUAAAGGGGGAGGAAAUGUAAUGGCAAUAGUUUUAACAUGUGGUAGUGUUUCCCAUACUUGCUUAUGUCCCUUGUGGUCACAAGGAAGUGGAUGCAUGUACAAAUUUGAUGCUUUGCUUUAAAGUUUCUUUUGAAGAUAAUUUGGUAGUUAAGAAAUAAUAUUGUUUUGAAAUUUAUUAAAGAGAAUUUAGGAAAGCAUGUUUUCUCCUACAAUUUAAAUUUUGUAUUUUUGCUGUCACAUUGGGUUGUUUGCCAUGCUGCUGAAAGCUUCUGACUGUCAAUCAGUGCAUAUUGCUUUAAUUGUAUGUGUUUGAAAUCAUUAGCUGACUGACUGGCACUAUAAAUAUCACAUUCAAAUAUGCUUUAUUUAUUAUUAGAUUUGUUGUGAUGUAUUGUGCACCCUAACCAAAGCUUUCCUGCUUCACACCUCACCUGUCUGUUGUGCUGCAGGCAUCCAGAUACACACCCGUCACACACACCUUUUUAUGGUUUGCAGCUUUACCUUUAUGGGGGAAAAUUGUAUGGUGUAUUGAAAACUGGCAAUGUUUGUGUGUGUGUGUGUGUGUGUGUGUGUGUGUGUGUGUGUAUGAGAGAGAGAGAGAGAGAGAGAGUACCACAUACUUUCAGCUGUAGUCAUCAAGAAGCCUCUCCGUGCCUCCUCUUGGCCUUCACUGGGACAGCUAAUGGUGCACUCAUAGUGCCCUUGUCUUAACCUACUUUUUUCUUUAUUAUCAUUAUUUUUUCUUUUUAUUAUUAUUUUUUUUUUAUUUGAUUUUCAAUAGGUUUAACAAUCAUCCUUCCCCUGACCUGAUUUCUCAUAGAUAUCAGUAAAAAAAAAAUAUUAUAAAAGUAUUGAUUCUUCAGAAAAACUGGAAACAAAUACCAUAAAUUAUUAUGUAAAUACACCUUUAUGACUGUUGAGACGUGCAAAUGGAGACAUCACCCAUGUUCACAGCCAUAAAGGUACAUGAACAUAAAUAUAAUUUUAUUUACUUAUUUAUUUAUGUAUCUAUUUAUUAAUCUAAUUAAAUUUCUUUAUUAUUUAUUUAUAUUAUACAUGUCAGAGGGAGUGGCUUAGUAAAAAAAGGAUAAAAGAUUUCACACACUUUUUGAUGUAGAUGGACUUCCUGCCUUCUUACAUGGUGUGCCUGUAUUGUAUUUUGUUCAUGAGACACACACUUACACAUGGUGGUUUCCUUCUGCAAGUGUGCUCUCUGCUAUAUCUUCAGUAGUGUGCAAUUAAUUUCCUGUGGGUGAUGCUAGAGGGUACUUCAGUUCUUGCUGGGUGAUUGUGAAAGUGUGGCCUCCUUGAAAAAAGUACAGACAUAAUGUGGAAAGGCAGAAAUGUUUCCUUCUAGAAUAAGCCCAGAAUUAUGAUGCAGUGGAAAAGGCAGAAAACAUGCCAUUUUAUUCUUCUCAUUCUUAUUGAUUUUAUUUAAUUUUACUUUAUUUUAUUUGGUUAUUUUAGCCAAUCUGGCAAGAGAAAAGAAUUCUUGAUUGAGGUCCAGAAUUGUAAUGUAAUAGAAAGGCAGAAAGCAUGUUGUUCUGAGUAUUUAUUUUAUUUGUUUUAAUUUGGUUUUAUUUGAUUUUACUUUCAUUUAUUUUAAUUCCUCCAGUGGGAGCGAGGCUUUGCUGGGGUUUCUAAUUUUGUUAGCACACAUCUCUACAACCCACCAUUCUGCCUGGCCCCUGGAGGGUACAAGGAUGAUUUGGCUAGGAACAUCUUUUGGUGUUCAUUGCACAUGAAAAUUACUAUUUCAGUCUCAGAAACAUCUUGAAGGUAACUUUUGACAGCGCAUCUUUCUUACUUUAUGACAUUUCUUCGUCAGAUCCACCACCGUUUUGCUGUACUUUGCAUAUUUCAACUUAUCCACAUGUGAGUGAAGGUUUCUGCCUUGCAUCUCGGCAAUCUUGCACACCUAUCACCUCAUCACUGCAGAUGGAGCUCGAGCGUGCAAAAUGCCAUAACUCACUGCAUACACAGAAUUGCCAAUUUUGGUUGACACCAUCAGACUCAGCAGUGACUGUAGAAUCAAGAUGUAUUGUAAAAACUUGGCAAAAAAAAAAAAAAAGUUACAACAAGUUGAACUAUGAAGAUGUUAAAAAAAAAUGUUUAUAACAUGUUUUACUUAUGCAGUUAUUUUCAACAGUUAAUCAUUGAAUGCUGAAAUAUGUUAUUACAUUAGGUAGGAAAGACUCUCGUGAACACAACAGUGUGAUCACAAUGCAGAUAAAUCUCCACAUAUUGAAAACACAGCGUCAUUUGUAGCAAAAUGUUACUUGCCACAACCAUCACGGUGGCAUGAUGUGGUGUUGGCAUGGCAUGUGCAGGCAGGGCUCCGAAUGACCAGGUCUGCGACACGUCGGAAAAUUAGAACCAACCAGCUGCAGGGGGAAAGUUGUUUAAGUUGCUUCACAGCUUAAAGCACCUAUUACCUGAACAUGGAAAAAAGAUUUCCUUGAAUAAGCCCAGAUCUCUAGUGUCAUGGAAAGGCACAGAACAUGCUAAUUUUUUUUUUUAUUUAUUUAUUUAUUUUGUAUUAUUUAUUUAUUUAUGUUUUUACUUUGUUUUAUUUAUUUAUUUCUAAUCAAUCUGGAAAGGCAAAAAAUGUCUUUGAUGAAGUCCAGAAUUCUAGUUUAGUGGAAAAGCAGAAAAUAUGCUAUUUUAUUAAGUUCUGUUUUUUAUCCAUCUGGAAAAAAUAAUAAUUCUUUGUUAAGGGCAUUGUUCUAAUGUCAUGGAAAGGCAGAAAACAUACAAUUUUAUUAAGUUCUGAUAUUUUUAAAAUUUAUUCAUUUAUUUACUUAUUUAUCUAUUUUAUUUUAUUUUUUAUUUUUAUUUAUUUAUUUUUUUUAUUUUACUUAAUAAUCCAUCUGGAAAGAAAGUCCAAUGUUGUAAUGUUGUGGGAAGGCAGAAAACAGAUUUUUCUUUAUAUGAUUUGUUUUGAUUUAGUUUCAUUUGGUUUUAUACUUUUAUUUUGCUUCAUUUAUUUGUAAUUAAUUUGGAAAGGAGAAAGAAGCCCAGAGUUCUUAUACAGUGGAAAAGCAGAAAACUUGCUAUUUUAUUAAGUUUUCUUUUUCGUUUUUCUUUUAUUUUAUUUUCCUUAUUUAUUUUUAAUCAGUUUGUAGGGAGAAAAAAAUCCUUAGAUAGGCCUGGAGUUGUAAUGUCAUGGAAAGGCAGAAAACAUGCUAUUUUAUUAAGUGCAGAAUUUUUAUUUAUAUUAUUUUUUUUUAUUUAGCUUGAUUUUUACUUUAUUUAUUUAUUUGUAAUCAGUCUGGUAAGAGGAAAUAGUCCUUGAUUAGGCCCAGAGUUUUAAUGUGGCAGAAAUGCAGAAAACAUGCUAUUCUAAUGAAUGCUAAAUUUUUGUUUGAUUUAAUUUAAUUUAUUUAAUUUAUUUAUUUAUUUAUUUUUAUUUAUUAUUAUUUAUUAUUUAUUUAUUUUUAUUAUCACUGGAAAAGGGAAAAAUCUGUGAUUAAGCCCAGAGUUCUAAUGUUAUGGAAGGCAGAAAUCAUUCUAGUUUAUUAAAUUCUGAUAUUUUUUUAUUUUACUUUAUUUUAUUUUGCUUUUCUAUUUUUAAUCUGUCUUGAAAGGAAAAAAUCUUUUGAUAAGCAUGGAGUUGGAUUCUGAUGGCAUGGAAAGGCAAAAAAUAUACCAUUUUAUUAAGUCCAUAUUUUUCUUUAUAUUAUUUGUUUUGAUUUGGGUUGAUUUUGACUUUACUUUAAUUAUUUGUAGUCAGUCUUGGAAGAAGGAAAAGUCCUUGACCCCAGAAUUCUAAUAAAAGAAAGGCACAGAACAUGCUAUUUUAAUUAAGUACUGGUUUUCUGCUUGUUUGAUUUGGUUUGAUUUUAUUUACUUUAUUUUACUUAAUUUUAAUUAAUCUGGAAAGGCAAAAAAAAUUUCUUGACUUCUUAAAUAUAGUUAAGUGGAUGAUUUUUUUUCAUUUUAAUUUUGGGACCAUAAUUGCAUUUGCUUGGGAAAGGAACUUGCUGACUUCCUUCAUGAGAAAAGAAAAGCAUGUUUUGUUUGUUUAGAUGAGCAUUGCAAUCACUCAAGAAGGGAAGAUGAAAAUGGUUCUUUAGGUAGCCAUGCAAGUGUGCCAAAAAUGAAACAAGCUGUGAAAAUUUCCUCACUGGACAUCGUAAUUCUGAAUGAGGUGGAAGUAUUUGACAGUGACUCUUUCCUAGGUAGGCUCGGCUUCUCCAUUGGGAAACAUGUUGCAGGAAUGCAUUAUACUUUGCUUGACAUGCUUGCAAUGCUGACUAUCACUGCCUUGUGUGUUCUGGGUUGGUACAUUUAGUUGCUGGAAGAUGUGCUCUGUUAUAUGAUCUCCAUUUGUGACCUGUCCUUGUAUAUAUUGAUGACAAAUCUGAGAGAGAGAGAGAGAGAGAGAGAGAGAGAGAGAGAGAGAGAGAGAGAGAGAGA
Messenger RNA from Scylla paramamosain (green mud crab), 6264 nucleotides. RefSeq names its product broad-complex core protein isoforms 1/2/3/4/5-like. The record is from RefSeq and is a predicted model, not a curated record. Gene Ontology annotation, molecular function: protein binding. Lineage: Eukaryota; Metazoa; Arthropoda; Malacostraca; Decapoda; Portunidae. The transcript is spliced from 6 exons. The coding region runs from base 218 to 1741 and encodes 507 amino acids. Gene Ontology annotation, cellular component: nucleus. Gene Ontology annotation, biological process: regulation of transcription by RNA polymerase II.